This is a messenger RNA of Oryctolagus cuniculus (rabbit), 1616 nucleotides long. RefSeq names its product jagunal vesicle mediated transporter 1 (gene JAGN1). Lineage: Eukaryota; Metazoa; Chordata; Mammalia; Lagomorpha; Leporidae. The record is from RefSeq and is a predicted model, not a curated record. Gene Ontology annotation, biological process: granulocyte colony-stimulating factor signaling pathway; endoplasmic reticulum organization; vesicle-mediated transport. Gene Ontology annotation, cellular component: endoplasmic reticulum membrane.
CCGGCACUUCCGCCCAGCCGUUGUGUGGCUGCACCGAGGCGGCGACAGAGGGGCUGGCGGAACUGUUGGCGCGGGUGUCGCGGCGGCGGGCUGUGCUGCGGGCCCCAGGGUGCUGAGCAGGGACCAUGGCGUCUCGGGCGGGCCCGCGAGCGGCCGGCACGGACGGCAGCGAUUUUCAGCACCGGGAGCGCGUCGCCACGCACUAUCAGAUGAGUGUGACCCUCAAGUAUGAAAUCAAGAAGCUGAUCUACGUGCAUCUGGUCUUGUGGCUGCUGCUGGUGGCCAAGAUGAGCGUGGGACACCUGCGGCUGCUGUCGCAUGACCAGGUGGCCAUGCCCUACCAGUGGGAGUACCCGUAUUUGCUGAGCGUCGUGCCCUCCCUCCUGGGCCUCCUCUCCUUCCCGCGCAACAACAUCAGCUACCUCGUGCUCUCCAUGAUCAGCAUGGGGCUCUUCUCCAUCGCUCCGCUCAUCUAUGGCAGCAUGGAGAUGUUCCCCGCUGCCCAGCAGCUCUACCGCCACGGCAAAGCCUACCGCUUCCUCUUCGGGUUUUCUGCUGUCUCCGUCAUGUACCUGGUGCUGGUGCUGGCGGUGCAAGUGCAUGCGUGGCAGUUAUACUACAGCAAGAAGCUCCUGGACGCCUGGUUCACCAGCACGCAAGAGAAGAAGCGUAAAUAAAGCCUCCCCAGUGGACUCUGUGGGCGAGGCCUGGGCCUCCCUGGUGGACUCUGUGGGCGUGGCCUGGGCCUCCCUGGUGGACUCUGUGGGCGUGGCCUGGGCCUCCCUGGUGGACUCUCUGUGGGUGAGGCCUAGGCCUCCCUGGUGGACUCUCUGUGGGCGAGGCCUGGGCCUCCCUGGUGGACUGCUCUGUGGGCGUGGCCUGGGCCUCCCUGGUGGACUCUGUGGGCGUGGCCUGGGCCUCCCUGGUGGAUUCUGUGGGCGUGGCCUGGGCCUCCCUGGUGGACUCUGUGGGCGUGGCCUGGGCCUCCCUGGUGGACUCUGUGGGCGUGGCCUGGGCCUCCCUGGUGGAUUCUGUGGGCGUGGCCUGGGCCUCCCUGGUGGACUCUGUGGGCGUGGCCUGGGGUCCCUGAUGGACUCUCUGUGGGCGUGGCCUGGGGUCCCUGAUGGACUCUCUGUGGGUGAGGCCUGGGGUCCCUGAUGGACUCUCUGUGGGUGAGGGGGGUCGAGGACCUGGUCUUAAGUGUCUUCUAGGAAUUUGGCAGCUGUGGUGUUGGCACCUGAAGCCAGCGUGGUCCACAUUCUGGAAAGCCGCUCCCGCUGACACCUGCUGAGGGGCCAAAGUAAAUGUAUUCCUGGUUGACUGGAGCUGAGUGACUGACAGCAGAGAAACCAAUCUAAGCUGGGUCAGGUUAUCCUUAGAAGACUGCGCCUUGCCUGCCCUUGUUUGUUCCCCCCGCCUCCAUCCAUCUCCCCAUAGCCAUCAAGACUGAGGGAGAUGAAGCAUAAAUCCAGUUCCACUUCGGUCUAGGUCAUGGGGCAGGAAACGCUGGGGAAGCUGUUCUUGCAGGCUGUGGUCUCUGCUGAAAGCAUUUUAAGUAAACAGAACCUCAAUAAAGACUGCCCUGGCCACCCUGUGUCUGGGCUCUGAUGCCGUGA